Fonsecaea pedrosoi CBS 271.37 is the source of this 1161-nucleotide messenger RNA. RefSeq lists its product as uncharacterized. Gene Ontology annotation, molecular function: transferase activity. Lineage: Eukaryota; Fungi; Ascomycota; Eurotiomycetes; Chaetothyriales; Herpotrichiellaceae. The record is from RefSeq and is a predicted model, not a curated record. Bases 1 to 1161 code for a protein of 386 amino acids. The transcript is spliced from 2 exons.
AUGGAAAACAGCCUCGUCGAACUCGAUUCCAUCGCCAUCACAGCGAUCGUCAACGAUGAGAUCGACCUUAUCAGCCCAUCUCGACACCCUGAUGUUCAUCAUCCCGGGUGUUUCACAGGUGUGCCGUUGGUAUCUCACCAGGGAGAACAAGAAUGGACGCACUCUCGUGGCGGUGCCAGUGUGGAGAUGAGGAUGGACAGGAUUUGUUGUGGUGCACAUGGACUUUGCCUACUGGUGUCUGCAACAAAAGGUGAAGAGACCCAUACGUUGAUGUUUGACGCCGGCCCGGAAGCAGAAGCAUUCGAGCGCAAUGUAAGACGGCUCGGCUUGAUCGACGGCAGCGGUGGUGACAUUGGCACUGUUGAAACUAUACUUCUCUCACAUUGGCAUCGGGAUCAUUCUGGCGGUUUACUCAAGGCCAUCGAAAUGAUCAAUCGACAGAGAACAACCCAGGCGCAGCGCAAUUCAGCGGGAUCGGAACUUGCUGUCGACAUUCCUCCUGAGCGACCUCUCUAUCGCGGAAUAGCGCACCCGGCUGGUCCAAUCUGCCUUGAAGCCGAUCCCAGCCCUGAGGAAAUCGCUGGAGCAGGAGCCUGCGUCGUUGAGCGCGCAGCUACCGAGACCAUUCUGGGUGGCUUCUUCGGAGUGACUGGCAUGAUCCCAAGAAAGACUACCUACGAAACCGGGAUCGCCGGUGGUCUGAGAUUCGAAAAAGCUCAUGGCUGCGAGCAAGGGACCUGGCUCAAGGAUGAGGAAAUCCAGGAAGAAAGGGUUGUUGUGUGCCGGCUCAAGGGAAAAGGCCUGGUCGUCUUCACAGGUUGUUCGCACGCCGGUAUCAUCAAUAUCGCCAACCACGUACUGGACACUUUCUCGACCGCUUCCAGAAGGCAGCACGAUUUCUAUGCCUUGGUCGGCGGCUACCAUCUGGCGGAUGCCUCAGAGUCACGCCUGCAAAGCACCUUGACCGACUUGACCGAUCUCGGGCCAAAGCUGCUCAUGCCAGGACACUGUACGGGGUGGCGAUUCAGAGCACUUCUUGAACAGCGAGACCAAGGGCCGCCCAGCGACAACUCUCAGGCAGGGUCCUUGGAAGCCAGAAGCUUGAAAGGCCGGACCGUGCCCCUGUUUGCAGGGAACCGAUACCAGCUCUCUAGCGUCUAA